CUCGCAAUCAACGUCUCAGUCGUAGUAGUUGUGGUCGACAUGGUAAAUGAACCAUCCCCUAGGAUCCUCGAGUGAUAGGCGCACAACCUCCCCCUCGAGGGAAUCUCCCCAUUUCUUAUAAAGUCGCCAACGAGAUGAAUAAUGAAAAGGGGGGCGAACGGUUAUGAACGGCCACGCAAACCCCACGCCCAGUAGGAGCACAAGGAAAAGGACCAGAUGCGUUCUGACGUACGUUGCGGUAUGUACGUACAGUACACUCCUACAUCUCAGGCAGCUCUCUUCCUCGCCUGAAGAUGCAGACGAAAGAAGACGAUCAAACAGCGCAGGAAGCCCACUGUCGGAUUCCGAUAAUAGUCUUCCGGCCAGUCAUGUGCGAAUAUCUCGCUGCCGCGUCCUGCAAUGGAACAAUGAACUCGCAGGAGUAUAGACCCGAAUCAAGGUCGAUUUGCAGGAUUGGCCACGUCAUUCCCGUGGUUUCCCCCCUGAAUGAGACUGUUCCGGGAGAUUUGGUAUCUUUGACGACAAAGGCGAUCUAUCUAUUCUCCAUGGUUUGCGAUCGUUGUUGGUUCCGGACCUUGAGGGUCACCAGAGUGUGCCAGUGGGAUCUUGUUGGGCGUCGUUGGGGCGGUUUGUAUGCAUCACGAGUCGUAACAUGGGCAUUUUUCUUAAGACGGCAUUGUCAGGAUAAUUGGACGCCCGCUCUUGAGUCCGUUUCGAAUCGGCCCAACGGCUCCCAAUCUGGAGGCUACGCGGGUAGCCGAUUGACUUGAGAUAGCGAACAGCAGGGAUGGACAAUGACCAAGUGGGUAGCGU
Molecule: messenger RNA, 813 nt
Organism: Aspergillus brunneoviolaceus CBS 621.78
Lineage: Eukaryota; Fungi; Ascomycota; Eurotiomycetes; Eurotiales; Aspergillaceae
Exons: 1
Coding region: 294-770 (158 amino acids)
Source: RefSeq, a predicted model, not a curated record